Messenger RNA from Didymodactylos carnosus, 1680 nucleotides. NCBI's taxonomy places the organism in Eukaryota, Metazoa, Rotifera, Eurotatoria, Philodinida, Philodinidae. The record is from the annotation of a GenBank genome assembly.
AUGUCAACAAAACAAUCUGUUGAAUUCAAAUUAUUUGCUCCAAACGUUACCCAAGUGUCAUUACUAGGCACAUUCUCACAAUGGCAACCAAUACCCAUGCAAAAGUCAGAGAACGAUGAUGGGUAUUUUCGAACAAAGAUCGGUCUAGAAGAUGGACAGUAUGAGUACACCUUUCGAGUAAAACCUGUUGAUGAUGAAAAAAACGAUUUAGUUGAUAUUAUUGAUCCCUAUGCAACAGCCAUCGAUCCGACGAAAAAUGUGGGACUAGUGACGAUAGUUCAAGGAAAGAGACAAGUGGACAGUUAUCAGUGGCAACACGAUGGAAAUAAUGAACUAUUGCCUCAAAAUAACGAUUUGAUCAUUUAUGAAAUAUUUGUGGCUGACUUUACAGAAGGAGGCACAUUUAAUGACAUAGUCCCAAAACUAGAUUAUUUAUGUUCUGAAUUGGGUGUUAAUUGUAUCGAACUGAUGCCCGUAUCGGAAUGUGGUGAAGGUCAUGAUUGGGGUUAUGCCACGAGACACUUCUUUUCCGUUCAAACAACGUAUGGCAAAAGUGAGGAUCUCAAACAUCUCAUCGACGAAUGUCACAAGAGAAAAAUGCGGGUUAUGAUUGAUGCCGUAUUUAAUCAUUGUCACGUGGAGUGUCCACUAAGAAAAAUCGAUAAAUUCUAUUGGUUCUACAAAGACCCACAUCAUCCCGAUCACCCAGAUGAGUUGUGGGGACCAGAGUUUAAUUACGCAUACGAAGAUGAACGAUUGAAAUUGAAACCAGCGUGGAAUUUCAUUUGGGACGUUAUUGAGUAUUGGACGAGUGAAUUUCACAUUGAUGGAUGGAGAUUUGAUGCUGUAAAACAGAUCGAAAGCCACGAUGUAUUACGGUAUUUUGAUGAGAAAUCGAAACAGCUUGUAUCGUCAACGAAGAAACCGUUUUUUAAUGUGGGAGAAUACAUGCCCGCCACGUAUGAAAUCGUCAAACCCAAUGGUCCGUUAGAUUGUGUAUGGCGAAAUAUUGUCCCGCAUAUCGAAGAGCAAUUUAAGAUGAACAACUUUGAAGUAGAUAAACUGAAACAAGCGCUAAAUCCCAAAGAGACUGAAAGAUACGAACAUUCAUCUCAAGUAAUCAUUUAUUUUGCAUCACACGACAAUGAGAGACUGAUGACAGUUAUGGGUAACAUGGGUUUGUUUGGCGACGAGGCACUUCGACGAAUUAAAUUGGCAGCGACGUUACAACUGACAGCCAUGGGUAUACCGAUGAUAUUUAUGGGCGACGAGUUUGGAGAAUACAAAGCACAAGGUACCGAAAACAAAUCAAAGACCGUCAAUAAAUUGGAAUGGUCUCUGUUGCAAAAUGAAUUGAAUCAUUCGUUAUUUGACACUUAUCGUACUCUCAUCGAACUUAGAAAACGUUCACAAGCUAUACGGGGUGAUAAUAUUGAAUUUUUUCAUGUAAAUCAAGAUUCAAAAGUAUUAGCUUAUAUAAGAUGGACAAAUGAGGGUGAACGAGUAGUAGUGGUGGCUAAUUUUUCACGAGAUUAUCAUCGUGGUUAUCGUGUCACGCAGUGGCCUGCCGAAGGUAAAUGGCAUGAACUGAUGUUCAACUACGAUAUUGAAGCACCCAACGAUGGACCGUUGAUUGAUUUAGAUGGUUACAUUUGUAAAGUAUUUUUGUAUGUAGCAUAG